CGAAAGUUAAGACCGGACAUUUGCUGCACCGCACACAGCGCGCAGUGAGAGUCGAGAUUUUGCUAACUGCGCAGACACUGCGACGCUAUUUGUUUAUUGGGUAGAGCUUGUGGUAUGCUAAUAAUCUAACAGUUUUGCGUGAUAUAUUUGAUUUACAUUGGUAUGUACAUUUUGUUUUACUGAUCAAAGUUAGGUCCUUCUGGAAGAUUCGUCCAUUCAUCCUGGACGCAAGGGCGGUGGCUGGAGGAAAGACGAGCCACGGCUUCGGGGGGUUCAAACCUCAGUGAGGUUUUGUCUGCGGAUAGCUCAGAAUCUGAACCCUUCAGAGUGAAGCCUGCCGCCAAACGUUCGCAAUGUUAUGAUGUUUGAGUUUGUUCUGUGAGUGAUCACUAGAAGCCAUUAAACAAUGGAGAAGCCAGAGGAUCCUCCACUAGAGACAUGGACUGAGUCUAUGGUGAGCAAUUGGUUAAGGUCAAUAGGAGUUAAAGAAACAAACAUCAAAAAACUUCAUGAAGAGGAAGUAGAUGGCCGGAUCCUUUGUGAACUCUCAGAAGAAUAUCUGGAAAAAAGGAUUGGAAUGAAAUCUGGGCCUGCGCUUUUAAUAAUCAAAAAAAGAGAUGAGUUAGUAAAUUCACAAAAAGCCCAGAGACAACAUUUACACAAACAAACUUCUGGACAAAAUGACCUUGGAGCAAGUGCAAUUAAAAGUCUUGACACAACAGCCAAUAUGAAGGAAGAGCAUAAAGAAGAUUUUGUGCCUAUGGUAACAACAAAGAGAGAUUCAAAACUACGACCUUUUGAUAUGAAAGGUGUAGAUUUUACAUAUGUCAAAAACAGUGUACUCUUACCAGAAUCAGGGGUUGUUGAUUUUAUUUGUCCAUGUCAUGAGUAUAAGUCAUUUGCCAUUGCUGCAACACUGGACCGCCAAAGACUACAGGCCAAGUUUGCAAAGGAAGUGCUAAAAUUUGCUACAGGUUGUAUGAAUGUUCGUACAAAUGGCACAAUACAUUUUGGUGUCAUGGACAGUAGAGGUGACACUGGUUACGUACAUGGUGAAAUCAUUGGUAUUCCUGUUAAGGAAAAAGAUGUAUACUAUGAUGCAUUAGAUUACAUAGAGAGGAGUUUCUCUAGCGCUGAUAGGGAACUUGUACGAUUAUGUAUUGGUGAACCUCAGUUUGUUCAAGUAGUCUGUUCAAACACCAACGAGGAACUCUACGUCGUUGAGGUUGAUAUUAAGCCAUCAGUGAGCAUAGUCAAGAAUAGGGUGUUCUCUGUUAGCUUGCCAAAUUUCAAUGAGAAGGCAAACAAAGUUCAGCUUGAGAAGAACACUGCUUUUCGCAGAGUGGGCUCUAAAACCGAACCUGUGGCUGACCUCAGUGACUUCUACCAACACAUCAGUUUUAGGGAUGCUCAGAGAGAAGAGGCAGAGAGCAGGAAUAAUUUCACAUCACCAGAACUGUGCCAGAACUUGGGAAAAAAGCUUAUCAUGCUCAUAACAGGUGGAAAGAAAAUUAUGGACAAGGAAAAAUGGCACAUACUGGUAACCAACCGAUUUCAGGAGAAGGAUCUGCAAAGCAUUGAUUUUUUGUUGAACAUGAACAUCUUCUGUGUGUUUGACUUUGAUCCAGAUUCCAAUGUGUCUGGGUUGUGCCAUGAAUACAAUAAGCACCAUGCAGUGAACCGCCAUUUCAUGCAGAACUACAAAAUUCCCAGUGGCUUGAGCAUCCGAGAAUUUGAGAGUCAUCUGCGUUUGUUUGAUCAAAUCAGCUGGAUAUUUUGCAAUGGCCGGAACGAUUUCAAAGGCAACGAGCCUCCCUGUGAUGAGAAGACCUGGGUUAAAACAAAAAGGACCCUACUAAAAGAUUGUGUGUCAUUGAUUUGCAAAGACAUCUUACCCAAAGGAACAUUUCAAGUGAUUUUCCUCCUUACUUCCCCUGUUGACACACCUUUCCUAAACACGUUCUAUGAAUUCAUCACCGACAUGGAAGGACAUGAAGACAUUAUCUGCCUUGCAGAAUCAGAGGAGAAUUUCAAGAAAUGGCAGACCUUUGCUCUAGGAUCCUGUGACAUGGAAACAGUAAAUAGUUCAAGUGUUGUUGGGAUGACAAUGAGUCAAUUAAAUGCAACCCUUCAACAGGUCCAGCCUACCACUACACGGACAAUAAAACGAUUACCGAUCCAUGUCAAAGGAGAGUGUUUCCUUGAUAUUCGAGAGGAGGAAAUGAGAUGUUCUUUGGAGAUUUUGAGUCUAAACCACUGCGAAGAAACUAGUCCUGAUGUCAUUGAAUCUGAAAAAGAGAAUAUUGAGCAGCAGUUUUACCAUGGAGGAAAAGUAACUUGGAUGAAUCUCUGGCUUGCGGAUCAAAAAAUUGUUGGAGAGGUUAUUCAAAGAGAUGCUUACAAUGAAGUCAACAGUCUGGUGAAAGACUGUCUUUGUUGGAGUUUGGACCGGGCACCCAUCAGCUGCAUCAACAUGUACCAUCAUCCAGGCAGCGGUGGUAGUACAGUGGCAAGGCAGGUACUGUGGAAUAACCGGAGGGAUCUAAGGUGUGCAGUUGUAAAACCUUCAUACUCAGCAUCGGUUGUUUCAGAAGAUGCCAUUUGGCUUCGAGAAUAUGAAGAAAAAGAUUCCCAAAAAUGCCUCCCUGUGCUCCUGCUGUUUGAAGACUGUGAUCAUGAGUAUUUAGAAGAUGUCAAGUAUGAACUGGAAGUGGCUGUCAAUACCAAGAAAAUAGCACGUGGAACUCUCUGCUUCAUCCUGUUAAGUUGUAGGAGAUCUCACAAUCCAGAAAAAAUGUGCAAGGAAUCACCUCAACACAACAUUUCUAUUACUCAUAAGCUUUCAGAGACAGAAAAAAAGCAGUUUUCCAAAAAACGACAAAGCCUUGAAAAACAGUUCAAGCCAGAAUUCAUUCUAACAUUUGUCCUGAUGAGUGAGGAAUUUGAGAGCCACAAAAUAAUUGAAUAUGUGAAGCAGUUUGUCAAGCAUUUACUACAAGGCAUUGAUAACAAGUCUGUUGUUACUAAGCUUGUUAAGUAUGUGGCAUUGCUCAACACUUACGUGCAGAACUCAUUCAUCUCUCAGUCACAUUGCGAAGCUCUCCUGGGUCUUUCAAUUCAUUUGGAUAGAUUUAGACAACAUGCCUUUGAGACUUCUCUAAGUGAGCAAGCUAGAUUGGUCUUAAUACACUUGAGGGAUGAAAAAACCUACAUUAAGUUGAUCAGAAUCAUUCAUCCGCUGAUUGCAAAGGAAUUACUCCAUCAACUUCUGCUUGACAAGCAACAACAAAGUGAUCUCGCUUUGGAACUUCUCAACAACGAUGUGCUCUUUGAGCACAGGUUUGGUAAAGAUCAGUACAUGAAGUUCUUGCGAGAUCUGUUCAUGACACGCCGCAGGAUCAGCAAAGGUGAUAAAAUGGACACCUUCUUCUCUCCUCUAAUUGAGCAUGUGAGAGAGAAAGAGUGUCCAGAUAAAGCUAUCGAGCUUCUCAAGGCGGCUUACAAGCGUUUUCAUGAGGAUGCAUUUUUUGCUCAACAGCUGGCUCGGCUCAAUUACAAACAUGACAGAUUUGAAGAAGCAGAACAGUGGGCAAAGACUGCUGUAGCGAAAAGGCCAAACAAUUCUUACUUUCUUGAUACCAGAGGUCAGGUGUACAGGCAGUGGUUCACAGCAAAAUGUAAAGCCAUGAAGCAAAUUGAAAAAACACCUGAAAAUAUAGUAGGUGCUUUGGAAACAGCACUUAAGGCUAUUGAAUGUUUUCAGGAAUGUGAGAAAGCAGCAGUUGAAGACAAUGAGACCAUUAACAAUGCUGGCUUUUUUGGAGUAGUAGAAGUAGGAUGCGAAUUGCUAAAGUUGAUUUCCUCUCUUGAUGUGUUCUCAGGAAGAAAUCAUUCCCAAUGCAUAAAAUACCUCCUCACAGAUUAUAUGCCUGUUGAGGUAGAAAUACCAUGGGAAGUUUUUCAUGGGAAGCUGAAGAACCUCCAAAAAAUAAUACUGGAGGCGCUGGAAUGGAUUUCAGAAGACUUGAGUUACUUCCAGACUGACCUGAACACUGAUGAGGAGAAGACAUCUGAGACUGUUGAGAGGACCACAAAGUACCCCAUGCACUGGCUGGUGAAUAAGUCUUCUGCUUAUGGUAAAUACUUUAGUGGUGUUUCUCAGAGUAAAGAUCAAAACCAAGGGAAGUUUACUCCUGUCAUGAAGCGCAUGAUGAUUUAUCAUCACGGUGGGGGAAACAUCACAACCAUUUUUUCCCUCCUAACAAACCAGAAAGAUUGUUGUGGUCUUAACAAGCCAGAAAGUCCUGUCAUGGUUCUGGAGCAAAUUAUUUCACUUUACCCAAGCAAUCCGAUGGGGGCGCAAAUGCCACAAGCUGACCUUGUCAACUACAUAGCAUCACACUUUACUUUAAGUUGCCUCUCAACUCAGUCUCCCAAGCUGGCUGCAUUCCAGGAUCUACAAAGUCUGAGUCACCAGUUUCCUAGAGAGAAACAGAGAUGCUUACCAAGUACUCUUUUCUUGCUUGUCUUACUUUUCUGGCCAGAAGAACAUGACACAGAAGCAGAGAAAGAACACAAGUAUGAGACUGUGCUCUCUGCUGUUGAACACCUCCAGAGACUCUAUGACAAGAAAUUGAAAGACAUCCCUCCAAGGAAAAAGAGGAUCUACACUCAUUUCUUCCUGAGCAAUGGGACUGGUUUUGAAAAAUUUGUCCACAAGAGUAAGUUUGAAACAUUCACAAAAAUGUUCUCCGUUUCAGAAAAACGGCUGAAAUGGUUCAGUGGAGAAUUAUGGAAAAUGCCAGAAAUGUCUAAAUUGCUGAAAUGUGUCACAGGCUGGACGGAAGAUGAGAAGGUAUUUCUGGAGGGCCCCAAAGGAAUGAAAUUUCAUAUCCCAGCUCUGAAGACAUCCUCAGUACCCCACAACAAUGAGAAUGUCACUUUUUACCUGGGCUUUACUCUGAAAGGACCUGUUGCAUACAACAUUACCAUACAAACAUAGACAAACGUAUGUUUACGGUAGAUUAGGUGGUACAAAAAGAUGGUCCAAAAUCUGUCUUUAGGUGCUAAUGAAUUCUCAUACAAGAAGAAGGGCAUUUAUAGUUGAGGAAAUACUAAAUUUAGCAUGGUUGAUAACUUUUUUUAAUGUAAUUGAACUACAACUGUAAAAAAAAUAAAAAAAAUAAUCUUUUAAUGCCAGAUAUAGUCUGUAAACCCUGCAAAAAAAUGCUUCUUGAACUUUUUUUUUUCUUUGGAUCUUAGCGAAAACUAAUUCAUGGAAAACAAAAAAACUACUAAUAAGGAUGGAGGGCUAUUGAUUUUACUAUGUAUUUUCAUCUCUGUACAGACAUACAUUUCCACAUUUAGAAUGGUUUUAUAUUUUAACUUUUUAUUUUAGGUUAGUUUAUUGCAUGACUGAGAAUGCUUUGUAUAAAAAUAAAAGCAUUUCUAUUUAAAGAUUCUGGAAGUACUUAUUUGCAUGCCUUACAGGUAGGGUAGUGUUUUUUCAAAAAAACAAAAAAAAAAAACAAAGAUGUUAUAGUGGUUGAAAGUCUCUUCACAUCCUGAUAGCAAUAAUGGAAUUUUUCUUUGAUUAUUAAAAAAAAAAAUUCAUAAAUGUCCUCUGUGGAUCAUUAAAAUGUUCAUCCAAUCUUUGCAGUAUGAAUGCAAUGAUAGGGUGGCCUACCUUCCAGUCUUCCUAUGUAUUUGCAUACCUCCACGCACAUUGUUUGUGCUGGCAUCACACGUCAUGUGAGGCUAUGCAGAGUUGCAGACACGUUGCUAGAGUCAUUGAGCAAAAAUGGCAAGUUAAAGGUGCACUCUGCAAAAAUGUUCUGUUACUGUUUGUAAACAAGAUUUUAACUUGGCCACUUCUUGUGGGUUGGCACAACACUGCUAGAAGCCACGCCCGCUGUCAAUGACAUCAUCAUAUCUGUUACCGCAUUCACAAAAUGUACAAUCUUGAAGAAUACUUCCAUAUAUCUGUUAAAACUUAUUUUAUGGAGGAAUAUACAUUAUUUGAGGAAAUGAAAUGUUAUGUAAACAAAAGCAAAGGUGGAUUAUCUGUACUUAGUUUUGAAACUUUAACACAUUCAAGGUUGAUUUGUUAAUUAAAUUAAUUAAAGAAAAGGACAACAUGUGGUAUACAUUUAUGUGUUCAGCAUGAAGGGUGUUAGAUCUUCUGUUGAGAUGUGAUUUUAUAAUUGAUAAACUGCCUGUGGAAUUAGCUGAAUUUUACAAAGUAGCUUUAUUGGCAUACAUUCUGGUGUUUAAGCAAGAUUUUUCCACAAAUAAAUAUAUUGUUUAGAAUAAUAAAUGUAUUCAAUAUAAAAAUAGAUCUAUAUUCUUAAGUUGGAAUAAAAAUUAUUUGAAAAUCUUUUUUUUUUUUUUUUUUUUAAAGUGUGUACUUUUCAAUUUAAAUGGUAAUUUAUCAACUUAUAGUGAAUUCUUGGAUGAAUUUGGGUUUCCAGUUACGUCAAAAGAGUAUUCUGCUGUAUUUGACGCCAUUGACGCCAGUUAUACAAUUCGUAAGAGCUUGUGGAAGUGAUUCUUCUGAGGCAAUAUAUGUUAUAUAAGACAGCAUGUUUCUAGGAGACAUUGAUAUUCUUAAAUAUAGUUGUACUAAUAAACAUAUUAUAGGAAUAUUAUAACAGGUGAAACAGCUACUCAUAAAAGCUUAUUAUAAGCCAAUGUAUUUAGAAAUAAAUACAUUAAACUGGAAUAAAUCUUGGUGUAUUCGUAAAACAUACUUAAAAAUGUACAUAUAUAUAUCCAGCUAAAAGAAAUUUAAUUUAGAUUUUUGAUUAUUCCUGUGAUUUGAAAAAUUUAAAAUUUAAUUAGAAGGAAAACUAAAAUUAUAUUCAAGUUAAAUAAUUUUGAUAUAUUGGCAAGAUCCAAGCCAAAUUUUAUUAAUUUUCUUCAACCGACAAAGGACUACUGCACCAGUUUGGAGAACAUUGUCAUUAUAAAAUCAAGGAAGACUUUUCAUAUUUUCAUGAAUAUACUGUUUUUGUUUAACCCUAAAAGGGCAAGACCAUAAAAUACUUUUAUUUUUGAUUUUAAUGUUUGUAUCCUCCAGGAUACGUCACCCCUUUGGGGGUAUAAAUUGAUUGAAAAUAGAAUGCUUGUUAGGCAAUGCAGGUUACAACAUUUUAGAUACAUUUGUAAAACAUUUUAAUCUCUCUGUUGUAAUAUUGUUUAAACGAUAAUUGUAAUGUCGAUUUAUGAAUAUAUUAGCCUACUGUAUCAUAUUUGAUAUACAAAUUUCUAGGGCAUAUAAAUUAUCAACAUGAUCAAAGCUUUGCUGAUAAACCUGCUGUAAACAAUAUACUUUGUGCCUUCUGCUCUCUGAUUGAUAGUUUGCCGUAAAAUCUUUGCUGUAAAAACUUUUAUAUUGUUAGUAAUAAUUCAAGAUACUGUCAUCGUACUGGGCUGAAACAGCUUGGGUUUUCUUGAUUAUACAUUCAUCUUUUUUAUGUUAAAAAUGUUUUGUUUGUUUUUUUCAUGGUAAAAAGUAAAUGUUGAAUAUGUCAUAACAUGCUUUUGAAGAAGGUUUAUUUGUCUCUCAGUAAUCACUGAAUUGCAGUGAAUUGCAUAUAUGAGUCAUAAAACCUUAUGUAUGAAAUGCAAUACUAAACAAAAACACACGCAAACUAUAUAUAUUUUGUAUGUUUUAUACAUAAGUUUGCAUAUGUAUUUUUGUUGAGUAUCAUAUUUUAUAGAUACAUUUACAUAUGUAUAUAGGUUUACAUGUGUGUAUUGUAAUGUAAACCCAUGUAUUGUUGACCUAAAACUAAAUUUAAUAAUCCUAAGUGAUUAAUGAUUAAAUGAUUGACAAUAAAUUAUCAUCUAAGAGUU
Messenger RNA from Cyprinus carpio (common carp), 7857 nucleotides. RefSeq names its product sterile alpha motif domain-containing protein 9-like. NCBI's taxonomy places the organism in Eukaryota, Metazoa, Chordata, Actinopteri, Cypriniformes, Cyprinidae. Gene Ontology annotation, molecular function: protein binding. Gene Ontology annotation, cellular component: cytoplasm. The record is from RefSeq and is a predicted model, not a curated record.